Messenger RNA from Aethalodelphis obliquidens (Pacific white-sided dolphin), 2903 nucleotides. RefSeq names its product tuftelin interacting protein 11 (gene TFIP11). The transcript is spliced from 13 exons. NCBI's taxonomy places the organism in Eukaryota, Metazoa, Chordata, Mammalia, Artiodactyla, Delphinidae. Gene Ontology annotation, biological process: spliceosomal complex disassembly. Gene Ontology annotation, cellular component: U2-type post-mRNA release spliceosomal complex. Gene Ontology annotation, molecular function: nucleic acid binding. The record is from RefSeq and is a predicted model, not a curated record. The coding region runs from base 333 to 2849 and encodes 838 amino acids.
GUGUCAGGGAGCCCCAAGGCCACCCUUGGGUUUGGCGAUUUGCUACAAGGACUCACGGAACUCGGAAAACCUGGUGGACUCACAGUUACGGUUUAUUACAGCGAAAGGAUACGGAUUAAAACCAGCAAGGGAAAAAGGCGCAUAGGGCAGAGUCCAGGAGAGCCCAGGCACAAGCUCCCAGAUGUCCUCUCCCACUGGAGUCUCACAGACACGCUUGAUUCUCCCACCAACAAUGUGUGACAACAUGUAUGAAGUAUUGCCAGCCAGGAAGGCUCACCUGAGGCUUAGUGUCCAGCAUUUUUUACUUGGCAUCAGUCACAAAGUGACAGGGCAUGUCACUGUCCCACUUGUACCGGGACGGGGAAGGCCAAGGCCUCAUGGAUGACGAGGACGAGCGGGAGAACUUUGAGAUCACCGACUGGGAUCUCCAGAAUGAAUUCAACCCCAACCGGCAGCGCCACUGGCAGACCAAGGAAGAGGCCACCUACGGAGUAUGGGCAGAGCGAGACUCGGAUGAAGAGAGGCCCAGCUUUGGAGGCAAACGGGCCCGCGACUACUCGGCGCCAGUCAACUUCAUCAGCGCGGGGCUCAAGAAAGGGGCGGCAGAAGAGCCGGAGCUGGAAGGCUCCGACGAUGAGGAGAAACCUGUUAAGCAGGAUGAAUUUCCUAAGGAUUUCGGACCAAAGAAGUUAAAAACGGGUGGCAAUUUUAAACCCAGCCAGAAAGGUUUUGCAGGAGGAACCAAGUCUUUCAUGGAUUUUGGCAGCUGGGAAAGACACACAAAAGGAAUUGGACAGAAGCUUCUUCAGAAGAUGGGCUAUGUCCCUGGAAGAGGCCUCGGGAAGAACGCACAAGGUAUCAUCAACCCAAUCGAAGCCAAGCAGAGAAAGGGGAAGGGCGCCGUGGGGGCAUAUGGCUCGGAGCGCACCACUCAGCCCAUCCAAGACUUCCCCAUGGCUGACUCCGAAGAAGAAGCCGAGGAGGAAUUUCAGAAGGAGCUGAGCCAGUGGAGGAAAGACCCCAGUGGAAGCAAGAAGAAGCCCAGAUACUCUUACAAGACAGUGGAAGAGUUGAAAGCCAAGGGCAGGAUUAGCAAGAAGCUCGCUGCUCCCCAGAAGGAGCUUUCUCAGGUCAAGGUCAUAGACAUGACGGGCCGGGAGCAGAAGGUCUACUACAGCUACAGCCAGAUCAGCCACAAGCACAGCGUCCCCGACGACGGGCUCCCGCUGCAGUCACAGCAGCCGCCCCAGCCCGGCAAGGAGGCCAAGGCCCCCGGCUUCGCACUGCCGGAGCUGGAGCACAACCUGCAGCUGCUCAUCGACCUCACAGAGCAGGAGAUCAUCCAGAACGACCGGCAGCUGCAGUACGAGCGAGACAUGGUGGUCAACCUGUCCCACGAGCUGGAAAAGGUGUCGGAGGUCCUGGAGCACGAGGAACGGGCCAUCUCCAACCUGAGCAAGGUCCUGGGGCUCGUGGAGGAGUGCGAGCGGCGCCUGCAGCCCGGGUGCGGUGACCCCCUUACCCUGGAUGAGUGCGCCCGCAUCUUCGAGACCCUGCAGGACAAGUACUACGAGGAGUACAGGAUGUCCGACCGCGUGGACCUGGCCGUGGCCAUCGUCUACCCGCUCAUGAAGGACUACUUCAAGGAGUGGGACCCCCUCAAGGACUGUACGUAUGGCACCGAGAUCAUCUCCAAGUGGAAAAGCCUCCUGGAGAACGACCAGCUGUUGUCCCACGGGGGGCAGGACCUCUCAGCAGACGCCUUCCACAGGCUGAUAUGGGAAGUCUGGAUGCCAUUUGUUCGAAAUAUCGUCACUCACUGGCAGCCGAGGAACUGUGACCCGAUGGUGGACUUUCUGGAUAGCUGGGUGCACAUCAUUCCCGUGUGGAUCCUGGAUAACAUCCUGGACCAGCUCGUCUUCCCCAAGCUGCAGAAGGAGGUGGAAAACUGGAACCCGCUCACAGACACCGUCCCCAUCCACUCGUGGAUCCACCCGUGGCUGCCUCUCAUGCAGGCGCGCCUGGAGCCGCUCUACUCUCCCAUCCGCAGCAAGCUGGCCAGCGCCCUGCAGAAGUGGCACCCCAGCGACUCCUCGGCCAAGCUCAUCCUCCAGCCCUGGAAGGACGUCUUCACCCCCGGCUCCUGGGAGGCAUUCAUGGUCAAGAACAUAGUGCCCAAACUGGGGAUGUGCCUCGGGGAGUUGGUCAUCAACCCCCACCAGCAGCACAUGGAUGCUUUUUACUGGGUCAUCGACUGGGAAGGGAUGAUCUCUGUCUCCAGCCUGGUGGGGCUUCUUGAAAAGCACUUCUUCCCCAAGUGGCUUCAGGUGCUGUGCUCCUGGCUCAGUAACAGCCCAAAUUAUGAGGAGAUCACCAAGUGGUACCUGGGUUGGAAGUCCAUGUUCUCAGACCAAGUGCUGGCGCACCCAUCCGUCAAGGACAAAUUUAACGAGGCACUUGAUAUCAUGAACAGGGCGGUGUCCUCCAAUGUCGGUGCCUACAUGCAGCCCGGAGCACGGGAGAACAUCGCCUACCUCACCCACACGGAGCGGAGGAAGGAUUUCCAGUACGAGGCCAUGCAGGAACGACGAGAGGCUGAGAACAUGGCCCAGAGAGGCAUCGGCGUGGCUGCCAGCUCCGUGCCCAUGAACUUUAAAGACCUCAUUGAGACCAAGGCCGAGGAGCACAACAUCGUCUUCAUGCCCGUCAUCGGGAAGCGACACGAAGGGAAGCAGCUGUACACCUUCGGCCGCAUCGUCAUCUACAUCGAUAGGGGCGUGGUGUUCGUGCAGGGGGAGAAGACCUGGGUGCCCACCUCCCUGCAGAGCCUGAUUGACAUGGCCAAGUAGACCGCAGCCCCUGCCACGGACAGACUGGUGAAUAAACAAACGGUAUUUUAAAUC